Molecule: messenger RNA, 726 nt
Organism: Sciurus carolinensis (gray squirrel)
Lineage: Eukaryota; Metazoa; Chordata; Mammalia; Rodentia; Sciuridae
Gene: Izumo3
Product: IZUMO family member 3
Exons: 7
Coding region: 1-726 (241 amino acids)
Source: RefSeq, a predicted model, not a curated record
AUGGGUGACCUGUGGUUACUCUUGCUCCUGCCCCUGUCCCUGGCAGCCCUCCAUGGGGUCAAAGGCUGUUUGGAGUGUGACCCCAAAUUCAUAGAGGAUAUUAGGACCUUGCUGACAAAUCUGGUACCCUCCGAAGUCCCUGGCCGAAAUCAACUACUUGAACGGCAGUUUAAGGAGAUGACCCAUAUAAGCUUCAAGGUCUCCCACAGGGACAAGAUGCUUCGGGUGUUGGCUGUUCAAAAGGUUGUCAAGUUGAGAACAUGGCUGAAGAAUGAAUUUUAUAGACUGGGCAAUGAAACAUGGAAAGGUGUCUUUAUCCUACAAGGCAAGCUUCUUGAGGUCCGCCAAAACCUGGAACCCAAAGUGAAAGAAACGUUAAAGGCCUUCUCUGAAGUUGCUUGUUCUGAAGAUUGCAUUGUGACUGAAGGUCCUGUCCUUGAUUGUUGGACCUGUCUUCGCAUCACCACCCGGUGCUUCAGAGGAGAAUAUUGUAGAGAAGAGGAUCCGAGGAAGGCUGAACAGCGAGAGAUUGCAUUAUUUCUGAUAUUGCUGGCAGAAGCUGGAAUAUUGGCAAGUGCUGUGUUACUAUUCUAUAUGUGUGUCACUCAUCGGAGGAAAAUGCAGACAAUACGAAGGACACUAAAAAAAUAUCUGGAGAAGAAACUUGAAGAAUUAGUGGGGGCAGCAGAUGAGGAAGACAAAAAAGAUUCUGAACCUAGAAAAUAA